CGUGGUAAGUAAUGAGACACGGGUCCCGGGGGUAUUAUUGUGGCUGUGACCCCGAUUAAUACGGUAUAGUUUUGAUCGAGACGUCUAUAUUGGUAAACAACGGCCACAAAAUAGUAAGACAUGUGCAGCAUUUAGAUGGUUGACGCCCUGUAACGAGAACACGUCACGUCGCUAUACCCGUUACUGUGUGAAGUCGUCACAAACACUUCCGCUAAACACAGUGCAUGUAUUCACACCAUAUGGUAUAACAACCGGCAAUGAAUACACUGUUGUGUCAGACAAUAGCCGGAGUCUGGGAAGCACGGAGCCUGUACCGUGGACACGUAAACUGCCUCAUAGGAAAGCCACCAUUGUUAUCACUACGACACAUCAAUAACCGGAACUCCACGUUUACACUGUGACCCAUUGACACCACCUACGUGGAAUGAAACUACCACCAUUAUCAAACGGAUUCCACGUUUCUGCUGUCAUCCCUUAACGUUAAGUGCAGCAUACGUAACUGCCACUAUUGCCAACAGAUCUCUGCUGCGAUCCGUUGCAACUGCAGCUAACUAACUAUCACCAUUAUUAACACAACUCUACUGCGAUCUGUUGACGUCAAUUGCUUCAUAGUCGUAAUACCACCAUUAUCAAACGGAUACCACGUUUCUACCGUGACCCAUCGAAGCUAACUGCCGAAUACGCAACUACCACCAUUAUCAACAGGACUAUACUGUGACCCGCUGAACAGGUGGCCAGUUCCCGAUAUAUCAGCGGACUGAUUUUUAAACUGUGCAGGCUGCGAUAGACGUUGAGACUCGUCGAUUGAUGUCACAGGUGUUGGUCUGUUGGGUGAUUGAAGCACAAUGAUCGUGUAUGUGUGGAAGAAGCGGCGUGUAUUACGUUUAAUGGUGUUUAUCAUGUUUGCACUGUUUUGUUGGAAACUGUACAUAACUAUACCUAAUCUACAACCCGACAGAACUGAUAGCGGUGACCUUUCUCAGAUUGAAAAGAAUGACUUUUCGUCGUUGGAUAGCCACAUUAAAAAGAAGGAACAGAAUUACGGGGGUAUAAGUAAGAACAUUGUCAUCGGUUUGCCCAAAGUGGAAGGCAUCGAAGUUGAUUUGAAUUCAAAGAGAAAAGACAUUGGGGGCAAGAAGGAUACAAAGGAGAUAGUAGAAGACACACUUACAUUUGAAGCUGGUGCUGUUUUUAAGCCUGGAAUAGUGGGUAAUUUUGAGCCACCUAAAUCGGAACGUCGUACUGGGCUUGGUGAAGGCGCGAUACCCGUACAAUUGAAUCCUGCAGAUGAAAAUAAAUACGUGAAAGCAAAACGAGAAUUUGGUUUCAAUAUGGUUAUCAGUGACCAGAUUUCACUUGACAGAACAGUAAAAGAUAUUAGAGAUCCAGAGUGUAAAUACUGGCAUUAUCCGACGGACUUGCCAACAGCAAGUGUUGUGUUAGUGUUCAUUAACGAAGGGUGGUCGACACUAAUGAGAACAGUACAUAGUGUAUUCAAUACGUCACCAUCACAUCUUUUAGCUGAGAUUGUAAUGGUAGAUGACUUCAGUGACAAAGAUCAUUUGAAGAGCAAAUUGGAAGAAUAUAUAAAGCAAGACAGAUUUGAAGGAAAGAUAAAACUUGUAAGAAACGCUAAACGGGAAGGUUUGAUCAGGGCUCGAACCAUUGGUGCUAUAAAUGCUGAAAGGGGCGAAGUUGUCGUGUUUCUGGACGCUCACUGUGAAUGCUCCCCGAAUUGGUUACCUCCGCUAUUAUCACGUAUUAAGCAAAACAGGAAGGCGGUUGUUUGCCCCUUAGUAGAUGCUGUAGAUGCUGAUAAUUUCGGUUAUGCCCCUCAAGCUGAUGGCAUGGCACGAGGCGUUUUCAAUUGGGACUUCUUUUAUAAGCGUAUUCCAAUACCACCCAAAGAGGCGAACAGAAGAGAACGUAACAGUGAACCAUACAGGUCCCCUGUGAUGGCUGGUGGUCUAUUUGCCUUGUCUAGGUCUUUCUUUUUCGACAUUGGUGGUUAUGAUAAUGGACUUGAUAUCUGGGGAGGAGAACAAUACGAAAUUUCUUUCAAGAUUUGGAUGUGUGGCGGUAUCUUAGAGUUUGUACCAUGUUCACGCGUUGGUCAUAUUUAUAGGAGAGGAGGUAUUCCCUAUUCGUAUCCACAGAGUGAUGACGGUAUUUCAAUAGUAAACAAGAAUUAUCUUCGUGUGGCAGAAGUUUGGAUGGACGAGUAUAAAGAAUAUUUCUAUCGUAUGAAACCUGAACUACGUGGAAAACCUUAUGGUGACAUCACAGAGCAGGUGCAAUUCCGCCAAGAACACUGUCCUCAUGAUUUCAAAUGGUUUAUGGACGAAGUAGCGUAUGAUAUUACAGAAAGAUUCCCUCUGAUAUCUAAAAAUAUCGGAUGGGGAGAAGUUAGAGGUGUUGGUUCCUCAAAAUGUGUGGAUAGUAUGGGACGAUCUCCUAGCGGUAAAGUGGCGUUGUAUGGUUGUCAUGGUUAUGGAGGGAGCCAGUUGUUGCGAUUAAAUGAAGGCGGUGAAUUUCGUGUCAACGAGGAGUGUCUGUAUACAGAUGGAUCGACAGUGAAAUUGGAGCGUUGUGUGCCGAGAAAACAAUAUGGCUGGAAUUUCAAUGAGAAUGACUCUAAGAUAACUGUUCAAGACGGUAUGUGUCUUGACCGAACAGAAACUGAGCUGUUUGUAUCCCCAUGUCUGCCUGAUAAAGACACACAAAAAUGGCAAUUCAAUGAAUUGAGUUAACGGUGAUUAAAUAUGCAUACAUUGUUGUUUCAUAUUAAUUGCAAAUUCUCUUGUCUUUUCAAAGUUGCGUCACAACUAAUUUAAAAAUUACAAGUCAUUUUGUCAUCUGCUUUUUAGUUUUGCAAACAAAAUUGCGUCACAGUGCAUUUGGGGGAUUUGUAUUUUAUUUAUGUAGAUUGAUAGGAACAUACUGCUGACUUAAUCACAGAACGUUUAUUUGAAUUGUAUCUUAUUACACAAGUUAUUUGUAUACUGUAUUUUACAUCUUAUCUACAGAGUAAGUACUGUAAAAGGGUUAAUUAUUCACUGGGUUUAAAUUUUGCUGACUGGAAAAUGCGCUAAAUUAAAACCCUGUGAAUAUGUAAAAUUUAGCAUAGAACACAUUAUCUAAAUGAUAAAACUGUGAAUUUAAAACCUACUGAAUAUGCCUGAAAUGGUAAAUCAGCGAAAUUUAAACCCAGUGAAAAAUAGUCAUUUUACAGUAAUUAGAAUGUUGAUGAGAAUAUUUAUGACACAUAUUGUAAUAUUUUAAUCUUUAAAUUAAAAAUGGCU
Saccoglossus kowalevskii is the source of this 3302-nucleotide messenger RNA. Its product is annotated as N-acetylgalactosaminyltransferase 7-like. Gene Ontology annotation, cellular component: Golgi apparatus. Lineage: Eukaryota; Metazoa; Hemichordata; Enteropneusta; Harrimaniidae. Gene Ontology annotation, biological process: protein O-linked glycosylation. Gene Ontology annotation, molecular function: polypeptide N-acetylgalactosaminyltransferase activity. The record is from RefSeq and is a predicted model, not a curated record.